UCGCGCAGCUCUGCCUCCGCCUGGCAGUCUCGCCCGCGAUCCCGGCCCGGGGCUGUGGCGUCGGCUCGGACCCAGGCAGCCGGCAGCCCGCGCGGGAUCCGGACCACCGCCGGAGGAGCUCGGCCGGCAUGCUGAGCCCCCUCCUCGGCUGAAGCCCGAGCGCGGAGAAGCCCGGGCAGGCGCCGGCUCCGGAGACGCAGGCGGCGGAGGCGCGAGACCGAGCGGACGAGCGGCGGAGGAGCGGGAGGAGGAGGCGAGCCCGGAGAGGGGCCGGGAAGGAAGUGGUGGUGGUGGGCGUCGUGGCCAUGGCGGCGGCUAUCGCCAGCUCGCUCAUCCGGCAGAAGCGACAAGCCCGGGAGCGCGAGAAAUCGAACGCCUGCAAGUGUGUCAGCAGCCCCAGCAAAGGCAAGACCAGCUGCGACAAAAACAAGUUAAACGUCUUUUCCCGGGUCAAACUCUUCGGCUCCAAGAAGAGGCGCAGAAGGAGACCAGAGCCUCAGCUUAAGGGUAUAGUUACCAAACUAUACAGCCGACAAGGUUACCACUUGCAGCUGCAGGCAGAUGGAACCAUUGAUGGCACGAAAGAUGAGGACAGCACUUACACUCUGUUUAACCUCAUCCCUGUGGGUCUUCGAGUGGUGGCUAUUCAAGGAGUUCAAACCAAGCUGUAUUUGGCAAUGAACAGCGAGGGAUACCUGUACACCUCGGAACAUUUCACACCUGAGUGCAAAUUCAAAGAAUCAGUGUUUGAAAAUUAUUAUGUGACAUAUUCAUCAAUGAUAUACCGUCAGCAGCAGUCAGGCCGAGGGUGGUAUCUGGGUCUGAACAAAGAAGGAGAGAUCAUGAAAGGAAACCAUGUGAAGAAGAACAAGCCUGCAGCUCACUUUCUGCCCAAACCACUGAAAGUGGCCAUGUACAAGGAGCCGUCUCUGCACGACCUCACGGAGUUCUCCCGAUCUGGAAGCGGGACCCCAACCAAGAGCAGAAGUGUCUCCGGCGUACUGAAUGGAGGCAAAUCCAUGAGCCACAAUGAAUCAACGUAGCCAGUGAGGGCAAAACAAGGGCUCUGUAACAGAACCUUACCUCCAGGUGCUGUUAAGUCUAGCAGUCCUUCACCCAAAAGUUCAGAUUUGUCCAUGACGUUUACCAAACAAACAAGGCAGAGUUCACUACUCUAAUCUGCCAUCAAACCUUCUUCUCAUCCAUACAAACGCCCCAUAAUUUAGAUCGAGCUUGUGCAAAAAAAGAGUGCCAAGCAUGAUCAGUGAAUUAAAUCUGGGAGAAGGACUGCCCAAUUUUCUCAUGAUCUCACCUAUGCUUUGGGGAAGACAAACCAAAAACAUUUCACAGCACUAAUGCUGAUUAAAAAAAUUGCUCUCCAACCAAGAAAAUUGAAAAGACCACCAUUGUUCUUCAAAAACAAACGACAAAACAAAACAGAACAAAAUUAACUGCUUCAAUGUUUUGU
Eubalaena glacialis (North Atlantic right whale) is the source of this 1468-nucleotide messenger RNA. It is a transcript of the gene FGF13, whose product is annotated as fibroblast growth factor 13. The coding region runs from base 306 to 1043 and encodes 245 amino acids. Gene Ontology annotation, molecular function: growth factor activity; fibroblast growth factor receptor binding. Gene Ontology annotation, biological process: animal organ morphogenesis; fibroblast growth factor receptor signaling pathway; positive regulation of protein phosphorylation. Gene Ontology annotation, cellular component: cytoplasm. The transcript is spliced from 5 exons. Lineage: Eukaryota; Metazoa; Chordata; Mammalia; Artiodactyla; Balaenidae. The record is from RefSeq and is a predicted model, not a curated record.